AGUAAGGACACUUGUCUGGUGAUUUACACAAUUACACUCCCCCUCUUCACAUGUAACCUUCCGUUACUGAUAUGCUUCAUUUUAAGUAAGUGCUCAUGAGCUCGCCUACUCCGCUUGUGCAGGAAAUUAAUUCUUGUAUAAACCAGUAAUAUCCUUCCCUCCACCAGAAACUGUUUUUUACAGCUAUUUCACUAAAUUGAAAGCAACAUUUUAUUUUUGCUGUAACACCGAGGGGAGAGAGAAAACAGCAGAACUGGUAUGAGAAUUGAUGAGAGCCAUGGCCAGGCUUAGACUGAACAUCUUCUUCAAAUGUAUUUUAGUGCUACGCAAUAUGUUGGCGCUAUAUAAAUACAUGUUAAUAAUAAUAAUAAUAACUCUUCUGACUUCAUUGGCAGAUAGUUUUACUGUUAUUGCCUCCCACACCCCAGUUAUUGUCACCCUGGGUAAGGAAGCAAACUUGAGCUGUCACCUGGACCCUGCAGUCAGUGCUAAAGACAUGAGAAUCAAAUUUUAUCAAAGAGACCCAAACUCCUAUGUUUCUGUGUAUAACAAGGGACAGACUGAACAUGAUAAUCAGGAUGAGAAGUAUAAGGACAGGACGGAGAUUCUGAAAGAGAACAUCACACGGGGAGAAGUUGGUGUGAGAAUAAAGAAUGUUAUGAUGUCAGACACAGGGAAAUACACCUGCCAAUUUGCUUAUGAAAAUAAUUACGAUAAGGCAAGACUGACACUGACGGUGGCUGCUGUUGGGAAAGAACCCGCCAUCCAUACUCAAGAAAACAAUGAAGCCCCAACUGGAUACAAGACUAGAACCUGUGAAUCUAGCGGCUGGUAUCCUGAGCCCAAGUUGCAGUGGUUGGACGGCAAUGGGAACAUACUGGAAUCUUAUGUUUCUAUAAAAUAUAUUGAUAACAUAACCCUGUACCAAGUAUCAUCUUCCAUAAAACAAGAUGACUGUUCCCCUGUGACCUGCCGGAUAAGUAAUGAGCUCCUGAAUGUAAAGCACCAGAACUCUGUUGAUGUAUCACACUGCUGGGAACCCUGGCAGAUUGCACUAUUAGUCACUGGGUGGUGCGUUGUUGCUGUUGCUUUCUUUGUUGCCUUGGUUCGGUGCAUCUAUAAGUACAUAUAGAAUAAACAAGACUUACAAAAAACCCCCAGGUGCAGUUGAAAUAAUAAAACCUCUAAAUGAAGCUGAAUGAUUUGUGGCCUAAGACGGAGGUCCUGUGAGUGUUACACUGAGGCCCUAAAUGAUGUCCCCAUCAAGAUUCACUCCACCCACAGGAUUAACUCUUCAUCCCUUUCAUAUCAGCCACAUAUAUGUAAUCCACAGGCUGCAUGGCUGAUUAGGAAUGUGCAACAAUGCAGCCAUAGCCGCCAUGCGACUUGGACUUCAAAUGAUGUUUAAUCGGCAUCUACAGAAGGAUCAGGGUUUUAUAUAUGGUCAGUGUGAAAGGAGUGAGGUGGAGGCCAUAGGUCAGACUGCUUCUGCACUAGCCACACCCACUGCGUUUUGUUUGUUGCGGUAUCAUUAUUUCAAUUUAUAACAUGUAGGGGCAGAUUUAUCAAUCGUCAAAUUUAUGUGAAUUUUUUUUACUCUAAUAAAUUCGAAUAUACUCAAUGGGAGGUUAUUUAAGAAAAAAC
Xenopus laevis (African clawed frog) is the source of this 1644-nucleotide messenger RNA. RefSeq names its product butyrophilin subfamily 3 member A2. Lineage: Eukaryota; Metazoa; Chordata; Amphibia; Anura; Pipidae. Bases 269 to 1132 code for a protein of 287 amino acids. The record is from RefSeq and is a predicted model, not a curated record. The transcript has 8 exons.